AUGGAUACUAAAGAGACUUCCAUCCUUGACGGUUCAACGCCAGCCACAAGCAACCAUGAAUUACAACGUGAGGCCGAGGAAAACAAGCCACACCACGACGGAGUGGAUCUCGAGAAAGCACUUGCAUCAAAUGGCACAACAACUGAGGUGACGGAAGAACCCCAUGAUCCUAAUAUCGUCGACUGGGAUGGCCCCGACGACCCCGAGAACCCCCUAAAUUGGACAUCGAAGAAGAAAAUCAAUGCGACGAUUUCAAUCGCUUUGAUCACCCUUCUCACGCCCCUAGGAUCUUCGAUCUUUGCCCCUGGAGUCGGAGAACUGGCCGUCAGCUUCCAUCUCACCAGCACAGAGAUCGAGUCCUUCGUGGUCUCCGUUUAUCUACUGGGAUAUUGCUUUGGGCCUCUUCUCAUUGCCCCUCUCUCGGAGAUGUAUGGUCGACGAGUCAUGUACACUGCUUGCAACAUCCUCUAUGUGAUUUUCACCAUCGCUUGUGCAGUGGCACCCGAAGUCGGGAGCCUGAUUGUUUUCCGCUUCUUUGCGGGCUGUGCGGGAAGCUGUCCGUUAACGCUUGGCGCUGGGUCAAUUGCCGAUAUGUUUGCGCAGGAGAAAAGAGGCAGUGCAAUGGCUGCUUGGGGUAUUGGGCCGUUGAUCGGGCCAGUCAUUGGACCUGUUGCCGGUGGAUAUUUGGCUCAAGCAAAGGGCUGGCGGUGGACGUUCUGGGUUCUUGCUAUAGCUAGCGGAGCUGUGAGCAUAUGCUCAGUGCUGACAAUAAAAGAAUCCUACCCGCCGGCUCUCUUGGCUUGGAAAACAAAGAGACUGCAGAAAGAGACUGGAAAUCCCAAUCUCCGCUCAAAACUCGAUACUGGUCGGACUCCAAGACAGCUAUUCCUACACUCGAUUGUCCGUCCGACUAAGAUGUUGUUCCUCUCGCCAAUUGUCUUUCUACUAUCCCUCUACGUCGCUUUGAUCUACGGAUACCUUUAUCUCCUGUUCACAACAAUCAGCGAAGUGUUUGAGGAUCAAUACGGUUUCUCUCAAGGCUCAGUCGGCCUUUCAUAUCUUGGGAUUGGUAUUGGCUCUCUGGUUGGCCUUGGGACAUUAGGCGCCACGUCAGAUCGCCUACUGACGUAUCUCACAACCAAAAAUGGGGGAGCCUCGAAACCAGAGUAUCGUUUACCUCCUCUGAUCCCCGGGUCCCUAUUUAUUCCGGUAUCACUAUUCGUUUAUGGAUGGACGGCAUAUUAUAAGGUUCAUUGGAUUGUGCCCAUUAUCGGUACAUCACUGCUAGGAAUUGGCAUGAUGAUAGCUUUUAUGGUGGUCAGUACCUACCUGGUUGACGCAUUCACGAUCUACGCAGCCUCUGCCAUGGCAGCCAAUACUGUCCUUCGAUCCCUAGCUGGUGCUGUCCUCCCACUCGCAGGGCCGGCUAUGUAUAAGACGCUUGGACUUGGCUGGGGCAACUCCUUGCUCGGUUUUAUUGCCUUGGCCAUGUGCCCACUGCCUGUAUUAUUCUAUGUGUAUGGCGAGCGCAUUAGGACAAGCAAGAUGUUUAGAGUGGACCUUUAG
Messenger RNA from Penicillium verhagenii, 1566 nucleotides. Its product is annotated as MFS transporter. The record is from RefSeq and is a predicted model, not a curated record. The coding region runs from base 1 to 1566 and encodes 521 amino acids. Gene Ontology annotation, molecular function: transmembrane transporter activity. The transcript has 6 exons. Gene Ontology annotation, cellular component: membrane. Gene Ontology annotation, biological process: transmembrane transport. NCBI's taxonomy places the organism in Eukaryota, Fungi, Ascomycota, Eurotiomycetes, Eurotiales, Aspergillaceae.